AUGCUGCGUGUGACGGAUCAACUGGAAACAGGCCUUAUCCUCAAAGUUUUAGAUUGGGAUGAGGUAGAAUAACUUAUUCAUUCUCUUAGCAAAUUUUGCUUAGAGCCCAAGCUACCAACACACUAGUAAGGUUUGUGUAAAUUAUAAUUUAAUUGCCAUACCAUAAUUAAGUGACAUAUAAACUCACACUUAGUAACACCAUAGCAUGUGUAUUAACAGUCUCAUCAUGCUAAUAAAUUACCUCUCACCAAAUCAGGCUGACAACAAAGAUAAAGUCCCAUCAUCAAGAAAGCCCAUCCACUUAGAUGCACUUUUGACCACAGUAAGCUCACCAGGAAUUACCCUCAACAUAUGGAAACCAAAGGAAUCAGGAAAGAAAGUGGAAUAG
Molecule: messenger RNA, 388 nt
Organism: Pocillopora meandrina
Lineage: Eukaryota; Metazoa; Cnidaria; Anthozoa; Scleractinia; Pocilloporidae
Source: the annotation of a GenBank genome assembly